UCACACUUCAAAUCUUCUUUACCCGAGAAACUCUUCAUUACUGUCUUUACCGUGAUAAAAAUGUAGGAGUUUCACGAGUCGCUGUUCUUUUGUGUUCAGGCUUUAGGUAUGUAGGCAAAGACCGGGCGCUAGUUCAGUGCUGGGUUGCCCCUGCCAAGCGCACGUAGGACAAAAAGAGAAGACGAGGGAAGAAAGAAAAGUCCGCAGGGUAGUUUUGGAGUUUAAAGUAAAGAAGCUAAGAGUCUCUGUCUGCAACUAGCAUCUGUACACGAGCGAGAAGAAAGUCUGUGAGGAGAGGACAGAAAAGUUUCGCAACUGAACGAGUAUCCUGCCUUGAUGAGGUACUGAGGAAUGCGCUGUUGUCAUGGAAACCCAGUCCCAGAUCAGUUCUGCAGCAGAGAAGAAGAAGAAAGUGGAGACCAUCGUAGCCACCAAGAGUGCACCCACCUGCGCAGACAUCAGUGAGAAGGCCGUGGCCUCCAGCACUACCUCCAAUGAGGAUGACAGUUCAGGUUCCCCGUAUCAUCGUGAGAGGUGUAAUGCCAUCAGUGGGCAGGCCAUGGUUCUGGGCGUAUCAGGAAAACUGAGUGAGGAACCAUUCACCUCUACAGAAGACCGCCCCCCAUUAGUGAAGAAAGAGCUUCACAGCUCUCUGCCCCACCUGGUGGACCACACCCUGCCCUAUCGGGGGACACUGUUCGCCAUGGACCCUCACAAUGGAUACCUGGACCCUCACUAUACUACACCUCAGUUCUUUCCUGCUUUUCAUCCUCCGGUACCAAUCGAUGAUAGACACACACAAGGCCGGUACAUUUAUGAACCCUCGCCAGUACCUCCACUACACGUGCCUCCUGCACUGGCGGCCAGCCCGGCAUUUUCUGAUAUCUCCCUCAUCCGGAUCACGCCACACCGGAACCCUUCAGUGGGGGUGGAGUCACCCUUUAACCCCCCACAUCCAUACAUUAACCCCUACAUGGACUAUAUCCGCUCACUGCACAGCAGUCCCUCUCUGUCCAUGAUCUCUGCGGCCAGGGUCCUCAGUCCCGCAGAUGCACCCCACGCCAGUUUGACCACAGCAGAGUACUACCACCAGAUGGCCCUACUUGCAGGUCACCGCAGCCCGUACACUGACAUCAUUCCUUCAGUGGCAUCCACAACAUGGCCUGCAAGCAAUGCCCUUCAUAUGGAGUACCUGCAGGCUAUGGAAACUUCACGAUUUCCAAGUCCUAGGCUCACAAAUCGGCCCAGCAGAAAACGACCCCUUCCCAGCUCCCCUUCCCUGUCUGAUCCCAGUUUUGACCUGCAGGCCAUGAUUCGCACCUCGCCCAAUUCUCUAGUCACUAUACUUAAUAAUUCCCGCUCCAGCUCAUCCACCAGUGGAUCCUAUGGACACCUCUCAGCUAGUACUAUCAGCCCUGCAUUGAGUUUUGCAUAUCCUCCGACACCUGUGGCACUGCAAAUGCAUCAGCAGCUGAUCAGUCGGCAACCGGGCAUCGUAGGUUCUGCAUUUGGACACAGUCCGCCCCUUGUGCACCCAGCUCCUGCCUUUGCCACCCAAAGACCUGCUCCUGCCAUCCCUCCCUCCAGCCUGCCACCUACAGAACAUUCCAUAGCCUCAAAUGACUCACAGAGUAAACCCACCAGUGAGUCGGCUGUGAGUAGCACAGGGGACCCCAUGCAUCACAAACGCUCCAAACUCAAACCAGAUGAGGAGCCGCCCAGCCCCGGAGCCGUUAGCUCGCAGGAGCAAACGGAUGGAAUGACGCUGGUGAAAGAGGAGGGUGAUAAAGAGGAGGGCAAGCAGGAGCCAGAGGUGGUGUAUGAGACCAACUGCCACUGGGAGGGUUGCUGCAGGGAAUUUGACACCCAAGAGCAGCUUGUCCAUCACAUAAAUAAUGAUCACAUCCAUGGAGAAAAGAAGGAGUUUGUGUGUCGCUGGGAAGAAUGUUCAAGAGAGCAGAAACCCUUUAAAGCCCAGUACAUGCUGGUAGUGCACAUGCGCAGACAUACAGGAGAGAAGCCUCAUAAAUGCACGUUUGAAGGCUGUUCAAAGGCCUACUCCAGACUGGAGAACCUGAAGACACAUUUGCGCUCACACACAGGAGAGAAACCCUAUGUGUGUGAACAUGAAGGCUGCAACAAAGCCUUUUCCAAUGCAUCAGACCGAGCCAAACACCAGAAUCGCACACACUCCAAUGAGAAACCCUAUGUGUGUAAAAUCCCUGGUUGCAUUAAACGAUACACUGAUCCCAGCUCUUUACGGAAACAUGUUAAGACUGUACAUGGUCCUGAAGCACAUGUUACCAAGAAACAGCGUGGAGAUACAUACCCGCGUCCCCCACCUCAGCCCCGAGAACCUGGAGGAAAUGGACAAGGUCAGUCACCGGGACAACUGCCUCUCAGAUUGAUCACUGACCAAAGGGAGUAUAAUCAUGCUACCUCGAAACAAGACGAAUAUCUACAAGUCAAGUCAAUCAAAACAGAGAAGCCCAUGACGUCUGAGCCAAGCACUGGCAGUCAGUCUUCAUGCAGCAGUGACCAGUCCACCAGCGGCCCCCAUAUCAGCCGUGGAGUCCAGCUUGCUGUGAACAGCAUUGGGCUUGCGGGGGAGGAGGCAGUUCUUGAGGACCAGGAAAAUGAAGAGGAGGAUGAGGAAGGAAAGGGAGAGGAGGAGGAUUCCCCCAUAAUGGACUCUACAGUAUCCACUGCAACAACCACGGUGGCAACACUAGCUUUGCAGACUCGCCGAAGUGUAGGACGGCCCCUACGCUGGAUGGAGCAUGUUAAGAUGGAGAGGUUAAGGCAGGUGAAUGGAGCUGUGCCUAGGCUAGGACAUAUGUCCCCAACAAUGCCCCCUAAAGGCCAGGCCCUGCCUGCCCUCACAGGAAAGGGUUCAUGCCUUGGUAGGAGUAGUUCUGUGGGGGUUCCCCAGCCUCCUCCACGUCCUGAGCCAUCCAACACAGAGCUGACAGUGUUGAAUUUGCUGCAUGAGCGCCGGGACAGCAGUGGCAGCAACACCAGCUCGGCCUACCUGAGCAGCAGUCGUCGAUCCUCUGGCAUCUCCCCCUGCUUCUCCAGCCGCCGUUCUAGCCAGGCCUCGCAGUCUGAGCACAGCCACCAUCGGCGUAUUCACAAUCUCAGUGCCACUGACUCUUAUGACCCUAUCUCCACUGACGCCUCACGACGCUCCAGUGAAGCCAGCCAAUGUGGAGGUGGAGGAAGUUCAGGUGGGAUGGUGUACGGUGGAAGUGGAGGUAUCAGAGGAAGUGGGAUGGGGGCAAGAGGUGUUCUGAACCUCACUCCGGCUCAACACUAUCACCUGAAGGCCAAGUAUGCCGCUGCUACAGGUGGGCCUCCUCCCACACCCUUGCCAAACAUGGAGCACAUGAGCCUAAAGACUCAUCUGGCUUUGAUGGAAGAUAAACAGAACAUGGGCCAACUUACACUACCACCACUGGUCAGGCCACGUCGCUGUAGUGAUGGUACGCAUAACUUACAUGGCAGUCAAGCAGUAUAUCAACGAAGGGGACUGUACCCUGUUGAAGGUCCAGGGAAUAAUGAUCGAAGAGCCAGUGACCCUGUGCGUACACGGGAUACUAGUGCUUUUGGCUUGCCACAGUUACAGCGUUUCAGCAGUUUAAACAACAUGAAUUUAUUACCCCAUAUUGCUGGUAAUCAUUAUUUAGAUGUAGAAGAUAACAGUCUGAGCUUACGGAACUACAUCUUUCAGGGGAGUCUACAGUCGCCUUGCCCUCCCAGCAUUAUGGAGCAAUCAGCACUUGAGGACUUGGCAGUAGACCAAGAUGGUCUUCUAUUACAUGUUGAUGAAGACAUUCUGCCGGAUGACUUGGUACAGUAUCUUCAUUCCCAAGAUCAAGAAUCAGAUCACAACCAAGACAACCAUAGCAGUGAUUCCAGUCCCCAUAGAUCCAGUUUUGGCCAGGGUACUGCAGAUGUCCAUAACUUCCUCAACCCACAACAGCAACAGGAGGAGUCAGAAGGGGAAAGCAAUAGUAAAGAUGUAAUGCCCAUCCAGUGUAUUGAAGUGACCUCUGGUAGUGCUGAUGUUUCUCCUCCCAGGCAGCAGUUUCAGAGGUGCGGAAGAUGGUCAAACCAGAAUGGUAUAGUGAGCAACGCCUUUGGUCGCUUUGGAAACAUGGUUGUGCAGCAACAAAUGCAUACAGAGUUCAUGGAUCAACACUCAACUCUUUGUAGAGAUGGUGUCCAACACAUGGCAGGUAUGAACUACAGGUGCAUACAUCCAGAGCAACAUCAACAAAUUGCAAAGCCAUCCCAACAACAGUCCAGGACGAAUCCAGGCAUUAAGACUGAGUCUUCUUCAACCUCCAAACUGGAAUCAAGGCGCAACAACUUUGGUCGACCAGAUUUCUCUCAUAUCUUUUUGGGUCCCCUCCGUCCUAGCUGUACCCAACAGACUACUAUAUCCCAAACUAACCUCGUACAAAAUCAAACAAUGACACAUCAAAUCAGCAGCAACCUUUUGUUGCAAAGUCCAGCUAACUGCAGCUUGUCUCCGGCAACACUACUGCCUCACCAGGCCCAACCUCCUAUGACUCACCCACCUGUCAAUAGUGGCAAUAGAAGCUUAAAUCACACACAACCCUACUUCAUUCAGCAGCAUAUCAACGGUCAUAAUGCACAUUCAUGCCAGCAGCAAAGCUUGAGAAAUGGAACCAAUCACUCUCUUGCAAAUCAGGUUUCAGGACUGAAGCUUGAGGCAGAUGAUCGCCUUCAUACCAACACUCGCUCUUCUAUCCAGCGACAAAAGCCUGUGUUUAUUGCUGAGUGUUUUGACACAUCCAAAACGUCAUCUUCUCAUGACAUAGCACAGUCAGGUCUAAUGGAGUGCUUGACAUCUAAGACAGAAACACCUUCUGAGGUCCUUCUGUCCCCUGGGGUUGAUCAGGUGACCAGUACAGUAGAAGAAAGCCCAGGUGUCUUAGAUAAUGUUGAUUUAGAUAUUUGUUCCAUCCUUGAGGAUGGUUAUGAGCAGGGUAGUGUGGUGUCUGACAUAAUCAGUCCCAGUUUUUUCCAGGGUCUGUCUAGAACUUCCUCUCGGCUGACUACUCCUCCUGUUUCAGCUUCAUUUCAUCCAGGAACUAACAACAUGGCUAUCGGUGACAUGAGCUCCCUCCUCACCACCCUCGCAGAAGAAAGCAAAUUUCUGGCUAUUUUGCAGUAAUCUGUGCACUCCCCCUCAUUUAACAGACUUGUGUAUGUAAUGUAAAGAUGUGGGAUGAGAAAGAAAGUUAUUGCUUUAUACUCAUUAAAAUAGAUUAUUAGGUGAUGAUGACAAAGAGUUGGUACACAAUCUUAAACCUGUCUCAUCUUCCUAGAGGCAUUGACCAAUAGAACCAUUCCAUUUCUUGAAUAGAGGCUAUUUUUAAAACCCUUCUUUUAUAUUGUUAUAUGACGAUGACAGAUGGAGA
This is a messenger RNA of Sinocyclocheilus rhinocerous, 5450 nucleotides long. RefSeq names its product transcriptional activator GLI3-like. Gene Ontology annotation, cellular component: nucleus. The record is from RefSeq and is a predicted model, not a curated record. Gene Ontology annotation, molecular function: RNA polymerase II cis-regulatory region sequence-specific DNA binding; DNA-binding transcription factor activity, RNA polymerase II-specific. The transcript is spliced from 15 exons. NCBI's taxonomy places the organism in Eukaryota, Metazoa, Chordata, Actinopteri, Cypriniformes, Cyprinidae. Gene Ontology annotation, biological process: smoothened signaling pathway; regulation of transcription by RNA polymerase II. Bases 365 to 5203 code for a protein of 1612 amino acids.